Scaptodrosophila lebanonensis is the source of this 2546-nucleotide messenger RNA. Its product is annotated as glycerol kinase. The transcript is spliced from 5 exons. Gene Ontology annotation, molecular function: phosphotransferase activity, alcohol group as acceptor; kinase activity. NCBI's taxonomy places the organism in Eukaryota, Metazoa, Arthropoda, Insecta, Diptera, Drosophilidae. Gene Ontology annotation, cellular component: mitochondrion. The record is from RefSeq and is a predicted model, not a curated record. Gene Ontology annotation, biological process: glycerol metabolic process; triglyceride metabolic process; glycerol-3-phosphate biosynthetic process. The coding region runs from base 249 to 2039 and encodes 596 amino acids.
ACACAACGGCGCUGCUUAAAUAACAAUCAAUGAAAAUUUCAAAAAGUUGGCUUUAUUUCGUGGAAAUAUGCAUAAAAUUUAAUUGUACAUACAAGGGAAGUGGAUCUGGUGGCAUUUCAUAAGCCACGCUAUCUGCUGCAGGGCCGCAGAUUUAACAACAACAGGAAGAACUUCGGUUACGCCACUGCGCUUGGCGCGCUUCAAAUCCGAAUUGCACGUGCUAAUUUCGGUCGUUUUAUUAGAAAAUUAUGAACGAGAACCGCUAUGGCGCACUUGGAGCACUCAUUGGUGUGGCAUACGUGAGCAAUACGCAUUGCCGCUUUAUGAUUUAUUCUACAAAAAAUGCCGAAGUAUUGACAUUCCAUGAGCUGAAGUUGCGUCAGAUAGUCCAUAAUGCUGGCUGGCUAGAAUAUGAUCCUGCCGAAAUCUGGAAACAUAUGCAGGAAUGUAUUGAGAAUGCAUACAAAAACUUAGUCAUACUGGAAAUCAAUCCACAUGACAUCAUAGCCGUAGCCAUUGCCAAUCAGCGGGGCACCACAGUACUUUGGAACAAACAGACGGGUCAAGCUCUGCAUAACGCUAUUGGAUGGAACGAUUGUCGCUGCACUGGUGUGCUCAAAACGCUGUUGCACAAUGUCAAGCAUAAUGUGAACUACGUGCGCUACAGGAGCGGCCUGCCACUAAGCGGUUGUUUCAGCGCCCUCAAGUUGAAGUGGCUUCAGGAUCAUGUCCCCGCAGUGGCCAAAGCCAUGGAAGAGGAGCAGUGUUUAUUUGGUACAUUAGACUCUUGGUUGUUAUGGAACCUCACUGGUGGCACUGAUGUAGGCGCACAUUUAACGGACGUAACCAACGCACACUACACAUCACUCAUGAACAUCGCCACCCAGCAGUGGGAUGCCAAACUGUGCAGUUUUUUUAAACUUCCCAUGCACAUACUGCCGGGCAUUCGUUCCAAUUCGGAGAUCUUUGGUAACAUUGCUGAUGGUCCGUUAAUCGGCGUGCCUGUGGCGGGUAUUAUAGGCGAGCAACCGGCGGCGCUGCUUGGCCAAUUAUCUAUAAAGGCGGGUCAGAAUGUGUGCACAUUAGAUGACAGUUGCUUUGUGCUGCUCAAUACGGCACAACAAAUGAUAGCUUCGGAAAAUGGUUUAAUUACGGGAAUAGCACACAAACUGGGGCCGACGGCUGCGACGCAUUUCACACUCGAGGGUGCCAUCUCUAACGCGGGUUCCACUGUCAGUUGGUUACGGCAGGGUCUACGCAUAAAUACCGAAAUCAAUUCCAAUGAUAAUGUGGUUGAAUCGCUUAACACAUUUUUGGGCGAGAGCUCCAUGAUCUCCUCGUCCUGUUCCUCAAGCAUGCUCAAUGCGGAGUGUGGACUUGCUGCCAAACGUUCGGAGAUCACCUUUGUUCCUGCAUUUCAUGGACUGUAUGCGCCAUAUUGGCGAUACGAUGCGCGUGGAAUAUUGCUCGGCCUAACGAGCCAAACCACGGCAGAGAACAUCACCCAGGCUGCAUAUGAGGCGACCGGUUUUCAAAUAUACGAAGUGUUGAAUGCCUUCAAACGUGAUACCCCCAAUUGGGACCGAUCGUGUAUCAAGGAUACGUUGACAUUCGGCGGCGAAUAUGGGGAGAAUACGAACUUGGUGCAGUUCAUAGCAGACAUUUUGGGGUGCAUGCUGGAGCGGCCACAGACAACUUCGCCUGCGGGCUUGGGUGCCAUGAUAGCCGCUGGCGUAACCAUGCGCUUGGUAUCACUGCCAUAUGCGGUGCGCAUGUAUACGCCACCUGUGGAUGCAUUUAGUCCGACAACAACACAUAACCGUCGGGAACUGCUGUAUCGUCGCUGGGACUACGCUGUCAGGAAAUGUUUACAAUGGAACAAUUAUGAGACGUACGAAGCCGAUGUGGAGCUUUUUGCACAGCGUGAACGAGAUCCCAAUAUUAAUAUACGUCGCUCUAUACCUGGCAGCGUUUUUCUAACCACUUCAUUUGCAUUGCUGCUUAUCGCCAGUUUCCUCAAGAACAAUUCCUUGACCUAGGCUUUAGGUUCCCGUUCAAGUGUUGCACAAAAAACCGUCUAGUCAAAUGUUAUGAAAAGUUGGGUCGAGCCGCAGUCAAAAUUAAUUGUUUAGUUAAGCCGGUAAUUCUUUUAUUUUUCUUCGGCCAGUUGGGGGUUUCCCGUCGUUUCAAGCCAAUUAUAUGUAGAUCAAAUGUUUGUGAUUUGUUUAGUAUAUAUGUAUGUAUUUAUAUAUAUGCCUAACUUAUAUACUCAUAGUGAAUGGUAUUGCGAAUUGUUUUAUAUGCUUAGUUUUUCAUCUUAUUAUUAACUACUUUAUUUAAGUGAAUUAGUCUAUUACGGAACGGAUUUCCAAAUGAAAGACAAUUGUUAAAGGUGUUCGAGUAAGCUGAAGCAUUGGGCAUUGCAAGGAAUUAAGGCUUGUGGCACCAUGCUUCCUGUUGUUAAUUUUUAACCGAUGUAUAUAUAUAUAUAUACAUAAAUGAGCUAUUUAUUACAUGUAUAAAUACAAAAAUAUUUAAAAAUUUUA